Colossoma macropomum (tambaqui) is the source of this 3615-nucleotide messenger RNA. RefSeq lists its product as uncharacterized. The record is from RefSeq and is a predicted model, not a curated record. NCBI's taxonomy places the organism in Eukaryota, Metazoa, Chordata, Actinopteri, Characiformes, Serrasalmidae. Bases 117 to 3344 code for a protein of 1075 amino acids. The transcript is spliced from 6 exons.
UUGAUGACCUCAUAGUGUUCGGAUGUGCGACGUCAUUUAUCCGGACCCCGAAUUAUUCUGAGACAGAACAGCGCGGAUCUUCUCCCGGACAGAACCAGAUAAAACGAGAGUCUAACAUGGCAGAGAAUGCUCUUCGUAACGCAGCAGGUUCUCACUCAGAGCCUGGCGACUCUGCUAAGUCUCAGGACGUCUCCCGUUUCCUACAGAGCCUGACUGAUCGGCAACUACAGGUGAUGCUUGGUAGAAUGCAUCAAAUGUUUACGAGGGACGAAAUCACGACAAUGAACACGGACAUUGAGAAGAUCGUGACCACAUUGUCAGAGAAAGUCAUCAUUCCAACAAUUUAUGAAGUUCUUAAUGUGGAUGCCAGGUCGCUUUUCCUCACGAGACCAGGGUCUUCAAACCAUUCUUUGGAGUCAGUCAUCAAAGAAGUUCUGAAUGCCAUCGUGAAGACCAUCAUUGACGCUCUUGAUGAUUCUCACAUGUGUGAGCUUCGUAGAAAUGUGACGGAAAAGACUGAGCUCCUGGCGUCUCCAUGUGGGUCAGUUGAGCUCUGUAAUUUGUCACUGUCUGUUGAGCCCAGUGCUGAGAACAUGACAUCCAAAGACCAGGCACAACUUCAGGAAUGUGCUAAAGAUGUGAUUCUUGAGGUUUGCACCAUCUAUCGGGCCAAAGAAUUCAAGAGUGCAUCGGAUUUGUCUUGCCCUCCAAAGAUGUGUGCGACAGAUCUUGCUGAAUAUUUGCUAUCAGAGCUGGUUGACAUGCUAACGUCCUCUCGGAGUUCAUCGAUCAGUGAUGAUAUCAGCUCUGAUCCAGGCUGUGGUGGAAGUGACAGCAUGGCUGAUAAAUCCCUCAAAAGAGCUAAGUCCUGUCAUAGAAUCCCCAGCCUUAUGAAACUGACCAAUAUGGCUUGCAAGAUGGAGACUUCCGUUCCUGGACAAACUCUGAAGAACGCGUUCUGGUAUGCCAGAAUCAUUGUGGAUGAGCUGUUAGUCCAACUGGACUCAUUUACAAAGUCCGAGGUAUCUGAGGAUGCUCAGUCAGUACUUGGACAAUGUACCUCUGAUACAUCACUCAUAUCAGAGUUGCUUGUAGACCAUUUAAUGGCAUACAUCCAAGAGGUCUCAGGUUCAUCCUUCGGAGACCGCAUACCUGCCACUACUCUGGAUUGUCAGGUACCUUCUUUCCGUCGAAGCUUCUCAGCUAAAAGCUUCCAAAAAAUCCAGAGUCAGGAUACUCGGACCAAGGCAGCUCAGGAAGUGAGUAAAAUCUUACUCGAGUCUUCAAGCUUCCUUGUGAGUUCUCCACGUUCCCGGCGUGCUCACACAAGCCAAAGACAUUGCAGUGUGGAACCAACUCCUUCGGAAUGCUUGGUUAAGGCAUUCGACCUCGUCGACUCCGUCAUUGAUGGAAUUUGCGAACAUCUGGAUUCUACACCAGAUGGUUUGAAAGAAACACGGUCUGAAGCUUUGGGUUGGAUGGAAUCAGGUGUUGAUGUCCCUGAGGAGAUUCUGUGGUACACUGCAUGUAGUACUUACAACAGUGCCAUGAGACACCUCAGGGAUUUUUCUGCAAUGUAUCAGCAGAAACCACCUAAGGUCGAUCCUUUAGAGAUCAGUGUUGGGGGAAGUGUUGGUAAGAUAUCACACCUUGAAAGACCAUCAGUGAUGGAUGAACACGAGCCACCCAAGAGCAGAGAGAGGGUUUCAAUGGCCUCUUUACUGGACACCAUGAUGGCCUCCCUGGGUUUACUGAGCUCAGGUCCUUUUAACUCUCUUGAGGAGUUAUCUGCAGCAGCAGAAAGAGUUGAGGAUCUGUUUUUGACCACAGCCCCUCAGAAGUUCGCCAACAUGGUCCGGCUCAUACUGACAGACAGAUUAAGUUCUCUGAACAUGUCAGCAUCUGUUCUACAGCACUACCCUUACCUUCAACGACCCUUUGCUUCUGAGUUUUUUGUUGAAUUUGCAGACAAGGCGGUGAAAUGUUUGCUCAGGUCAUGCAUUGCCCCUCGACCAGCUUCUACCACUGCUAACGACAUUCCAAGUCUGGUGAUGCCCUUCAGAGUCACUCCUGAGAUCUCAAGACCCCCAUCUGAGAUGUUUGCUGACAAAAUGGAUCUGUUCUCUGAAGUAAUCGUGAACAGUGUGAUGGACAAAGUGUCAGCAUUGUCUGAUCAUGAGUUGGAUGCUGUGGAUUCAAAUGUUGAAGAGACAUCUGGAAGUGAUUCACACAGCUCUGAAGAACUCAAUACAUCUCCUCCAACCAUUUCCGUGGAUGCUCUCCGUUGUUGCGUACGUGCAAUAUUACAAAAAGUACAGGAGAUUUCAUCCACUGGGGUCCAUGGAUCUCCUCUCUUAAUUGAUGAGGACCAGGUCCAGAAUGUUACCGACAUGGUCAAAGGAAUUUUAGCUCUUUUCACUGCUGUCACAGUGGAAGAUGGAGAGCAUGCUCUCAAAAAACUUCACCGCUCCAUCAUUGAUGCUGUGUAUGAAGAGCUUCUUCAGAGAAUGAGAUCUGAAAAUCAGCUCAUUGAAGCAGUAAAAGCCCAGAGUGAGCUGUUGGCAGGAUCUCUGGCUGUUUCCAUCGUCAGGGCAAUUAAGAGUGCAGACCCUAAAGACUUGUACCGUCCUGCAUCGGUUGAGUCUGGUUCCUCUCCCACUAUCAAAGAGGAACCUUUGGUCUCCAGCCAGACCACUGAUGACGUUUUCGUAUCAAGCCAAGUCUCAAGCAGAGGCUCGCUUACGUCGCAAACAAACGAUCAUGCCAUCCUGGCAACUUGGCUUGUUCUUCGGACUCUGGCGCAGUCAGCAGCAACUUCAUCAGACCUGAGAAAAGAAGCGAGCUCGAACGAUCCGAAAGAGCUGAUUGAGAGAAUUCUCAGCGAGUUCUCUGCAUCCUCUAGUGCUGCAAAGCUGGAGGAAAUUCUAACGGGUACGUUUCUUGAGCUCCUUCAAAGGUUUGGUAAGGAAGGUUCUCUGCACAAAGCUUUGGACCUUCGAGACUCUGCAUUUGACGAGGCCCUGAUGACUGCCUUACGGAAGCAUCUAGAUGCAGAUGCUUCAACUGCAGGGCCCGAAACAAAGAGGCCGAAGAACAUAAACUUGAAGAAGCUCAAGAACAUCUUCCAUAUCAAGAUGCCAAAGCUCAGCAUCUUCAAAAAGAAAUCCAGAAAGGACGAUAACGCUGGUCAAUCUUCAGAUCAGGACCAUUUGCAGAGUCGCCGCACUGCUGAUAUGAGUGGAUCCAACAGUGUUCCUUCAAAAAAGGAGAAGCCUAGGAGAGCGUCCAUUUGUUCCAGGAUGUUCUGCUGGUUUAGGAAAAUCAGCUGCCUUGGGCCCCUUUAAACUUAUUCAUUUCCAUUAACCUCUUCAUAGUCUCUCUUCGUGCUCCCGUCAGGCUGAAUCCUGCCAGAACACAAAAUCACCUAUCACGGUUCUCCUGACGACACCCAGGUUUACUUCACUCUCUCACCAAAAGACUGUGGUCCCAUAGAUACUUUGUGUCGGUGCUCAGAGCAAAUCCAGUCGACCAGAGGAGGAUGGGUUCCCCUUUUGAGUCUUGGUUCCUCUCAAGGUUUCUCCCUCUUGCUCUUAGGGAGUUUUUCCUUGCCACCGU